Molecule: messenger RNA, 4044 nt
Organism: Xenopus tropicalis (tropical clawed frog)
Lineage: Eukaryota; Metazoa; Chordata; Amphibia; Anura; Pipidae
Gene: iqsec1
Product: IQ motif and Sec7 domain 1
Biological process (GO): regulation of ARF protein signal transduction
Cellular component (GO): cytoplasm
Molecular function (GO): guanyl-nucleotide exchange factor activity
Source: RefSeq, marked provisional
GGAGUGACGGGCCGUUAUCUGCCCAGCCGGAAAGCGCUGUAAGGUUCCGCCCAUCCGGUACCGGCUGCUCCUCGUCGCUCGGCCUCCUCCCCGGGGGGAUAAAGCUGUCAGUACGGAGCAUCCUCUGCGCCGCGGAGAGGGAGGGGAGGCCAGAAUCCCCGGAGCCCGGAGUGGUGUUGAGGGGGACGUUCCAGGGAAUGAGAGCGGCGGCUCGUUAGACGGCACCAGUUACCACCAAGGGGCAAUUACACACAGCUCAUCGCUGAGUCCGGAUCAGUACGAUCACCCCCCGUACGGCAUUUACCCAGUGACUCCCGGCCAGAGGUCCCGCCGGCCCAAGCUCCAACACUCCACCUCCAUAUUGCGCAAACAGGCCGAGGAGGACGCCAUUAAAAGGUCGCGCUCGUUAUCGGAGAGCUAUGAGUUGUCAUCAGAUCUACAGGACAAGCAGGUGGAAAUGCUGGAGCGCAAAUAUGGAGGCCGUCUCGUAAGCAGACAUGCCGCCCGCACCAUCCAGACCGCGUUCCGCCAGUACCAGAUGAACAAGAACUUUGAGCGGCUGAGAAGUUCCAUGUCGGAGAAUCGCAUGUCGCGGCGCAUCGUUCUCUCCAACAUGAGGAUGCAGUUUUCCUUCGAGGGCCCCGAGAAAGUCCACAGCUCGUAUUUCGAGGGGAAACAGGUGUCGCUGAGCAACGACGGCCCCAAAAUGGGGCGCAUGGUUCAGUCCGAAUGCGGAGACCGCGGCGAGCAAACGGCCAUGAAGUCGCCGGCGGCCUCCAGUGACUUUGCGGACGCCAUUACGGAGCUGGAGGACGCUUUCUCGCGGCAGGUCAAGUCCCUGGCGGAGUCCAUAGACGACGCUUUAAACUGCCGCAGCCUCCACGCGGACGAGGGCCAAUCGGCCGAUCCGAUCAGGGGGCGGGAGAUGGAGCGCAGCAGUUCGGGGCAGCUGAAAGCGGCGCAUAAUCUCGACCACAGGAAACUGGACGAAAUGACGGCGUCCUACAGCGACGUGACUCUGUACAUCGACGAGGAAGAGCUGUCCCCUCCUCUCCCUCUCUCCCAGUCCGGAGACAGAACCCCGAGCACAGAAUCCGAACUGAGACUCAGGUCUAUGAACUCUCAGGAGUACUGGUCCAUGACGCACAAGGAGGACAAGUUGGACACGGACACCAGCUGUAGGAGCACCCCCUCUCUGGACUGCCAGGACCACCGGUCGCGGAUCGACCACCUACCGCUGCUCACCAUCGAGCCGCCCAGCGACAGUUCCGUGGAUCUCAGCGACCGCUCGGAACGAGGGUCCGUAAAGAGGCAAAAUGUGUACGAGAGGGGGAUCCCCAAUCAGCAGGGGAGCCCCAAGCACAUCCCCCAUAUCCCCACUAAGAUUUUACCCCGCGAGGAGGAGCAGCCCCGCCACAGGCCCCGCCCCAUAGACGCCCAAUUGAUCAUUAACGGCACCAUCAACCGGCAGAGUAAGUCGGAAUCGGACUAUUCCGACGGCGACAACGACAGUAUCAACAGCACGUCCAACUCCAACGACACCAUCAACUGCAGCUCCGAGUCGUCCCGCGACAGCCUACGGGAACAGACGCUCAGCAAGCAGACCUAUCACAAGGAGACGCGCAACAGCUGGGAUUCUCCGGCCUUCAGCAACGAUGUCAUCAGGAAACGCCACUAUCGGAUUGGCUUAAACCUAUUCAACAAGAAGCCGGAGAAGGGGAUCCAGUACCUGAUAGAGAGGGGGUUCGUGCCGGACACGCCGGUCGGGGUGGCACAUUUUCUGCUGCAGAGGAAGGGGCUGAGCCGGCAGAUGAUCGGAGAAUUUCUGGGGAACCGGCAGAAGCAGUUCAACAGGGACGUCCUGGACUGUGUGGUGGAUGAAAUGGACUUUUCAGCAAUGGAACUGGAUGAAGCUCUCAGGAAAUUCCAGGCUCACAUUCGGGUGCAGGGGGAGGCGCAGAAGGUGGAGCGUUUGAUUGAAGCCUUUAGCCAACGAUACUGCAUCUGUAACCCCGGGGUUGUCCGGCAAUUCCGCAACCCCGACACCAUCUUCAUCUUAGCGUUCGCCAUCAUCCUCCUCAAUACGGACAUGUACAGCCCCAACGUCAAGCCCGAGCGCAAGAUGAAAUUGGAGGAUUUUGUGAAAAACUUACGAGGGGUAGAUGACGGAGAGGACAUCCCGCGCGAAACUCUGGUUGGGAUCUAUGAACGGAUCCACAAACGGGAGCUGAAGACAAAUGAGGAUCACGUGUCGCAGGUGCAGAAAGUGGAAAAACUCAUCGUAGGCAAAAAGCCGAUCGGAUCCUUGCACCAUGGACUUGGUUGUGUUCUUUCGUUACCGCACCGCAGGCUCGUCUGCUACUGUCGGCUUUUUGAGGUUCCAGAUCCAAAUAAACCACAGAAACUGGGUCUGCACCAGCGGGAAAUCUUCCUGUUUAAUGACCUGCUUGUGGUCACAAAGAUUUUCCAGAAAAAGAAGAAUUCUGUAACUUACAGUUUCCGGCAGUCGUUUUCCCUUUAUGGAAUGCAAGUUCUUCUGUAUGAGAAUCAUAAUUACCCUAACGCCAUUCGUCUCAGCUCGGCCAUCCCUGGCGCAGACGUUAAGGUUCUCAUCAACUUCAACGCCCCAAAUACUCAGGACCGUAAGAAAUUCACGGAUGACUUGCGAGAGUCGAUAGCCGAAGUUCAAGAGAUGGAAAAGUACAGAAUAGAGUCGGAGUUAGAAAAGCAAAAGGGAGUGGUGCGGCCCAGCAUGUCCCAGAGCUCCAGCCUGAAGAAGGAUUCGGGCAACGGCGCCCUGAACAGGGCGUGUCUAGACGACAGCUACGCCACGGGGGAGGGGCUGAAACGCAGCGCCCUAAGCAGCUCUCUCAGGGACCUCUCGGAAGCAGGCAAGCGUGGGAGACGCAGCAGUGCAGGAUCGCUAGACAGCAAUAUGGAAGGGUCCAUCAUUAGCAGCCCCCACAUACGCCGACGAACCCCAUCUACCCGGGAGUGCCCGUCUCGCCAGAGCAUGCCCAACUCUUCCUCCUCCCUCUUAGGCUCUUUAUUUGGCACAAAACGGGGCAAACCCCCAUCCUCCUCCUCGUCCCAAGGCCACCUGGCUUCCGGCGCCUCGCAGCACCCGACUCUGAUCUCCCACCAACGCCACUCAACGGGGGAACUGGUGGGGCCGCCGGAGGGCCAAACCCAGGCACAAGUACACGCACAGCACUCCCAGUACUACCAUAUGCAGCAGAACCCUCCUCCCUACCAUCAUCAUCAUCACUAUCUCCCACCCCAGCACCUUCAGCAGCACCAGUACCACCCCCUGGCACAGCACCCCCCCUACAUGCAACAUUCCCACCUCCCCCCGACCCACUCUGCACAUUCCCAGCAUGCACAGCACCACCACAGCCAGCAGCUCUCCUCCUCAUCCGUAAGCACGAAACCAAAACACAGCGGCAUCAGUACAAUAGUCUAGGCCCCACAAUGCAUUGCUCCCGGCGGAAGCGAAUCCGGCCGACGCGUUAACGUUUACAUAGUUAGUGGGAGAGACGUUAAUGGUGGGUUGGGCAGAGGGGCCCCCCAGCAGGGCCCACAGAACCUCCGUAGAUAGAACCAAGAACAUAUUCUACCGUUUAACACUUUAGAGCCGAAUCACGUGGCCCCUCUCGUCCCACUGUGGCCCUGCAUUAACGCUACGAAUAAGUGUCAUGUUUUAGGGGCGGGGAAUCAAAUCGUAUUUAUUGCUUGAUAACCGAGUAAGUGUACAAAUAGACCAACUGCAUCGUUGCUGUGUAACUUCCCCCCUGCUUUGCUUCCCGGAGCUGCUAGGGUUAAUAUGAGAUUAGGAUUUAGCGGAUUAUUCUACUUGAACCCGAAACACCUUUUGUUCUGACUUCGAGCAGUUGUAGCAAUAUGGGGGCGGAGCCUGGACGGAACGCACUACUGCUGGGACAUUUGCACUUAAUCCACAAAUAAAUGUGCCAACCCCUCACUCACACUCACUCUGCUUCACUCACACUCACCCCCCUGACAUUGGAUCAGUAAUCGCCCCCCCCC